Camelina sativa (false flax) is the source of this 2241-nucleotide messenger RNA. The record is from RefSeq and is a predicted model, not a curated record. Lineage: Eukaryota; Viridiplantae; Streptophyta; Magnoliopsida; Brassicales; Brassicaceae.
AUGGAACGUCUAGGGUUUAGCAACACAUGGAUAGAGUGGAUCAUGGAGUGCGUUUCAACAGUCACUUACUCUUACCUAAUAAAUGGAGAUGCAAAAGGUCAAGUUAUCCCGUCAAGAGGACUACGCCAGGGUGAUCCGCUCUCCCCUUAUCUCUUUAUCUUAUGUACAGAGGUUUUAUCGGGGUUAUGCAAACAAGCCCAACUAGAUGGUUCAUUACCGGGAGUGAAGGUGGCAAGACAAAGCCCUUUGGUAAACCAUUUGCUUUUCGCCGAUGAUACAAUGUUUUUCAUGAGGUCGGAUCAAAAGAGCUGCAAUAGCUUAACAAAAAUUCUUCAAAAGUACGAGAGAGCAAGUGGUCAACGUAUCAAUGUAGAUAAAUCUUCUAUCACAUUCUCGGCUAAAACCUCAAGAGAGAUGAAGACAAAGGUUAAAAGAGAUCUUGGUAUCCAAAAAGAGGGUGGAAAUGGCAAGUACCUAGGACUACCAGAGAACUUUGGAAGAAGAAAAAGUGAUGUUUUUGAAUCUAUUGUAGACAAAAUAAGACAGAGAUCCCACAGUUGGUCUUCACGGACCCUAUCGGAAGCGGGUAAACAAGUCUUACUGAAAUCUGUUCUUUCUUCAAUGCCAUCAUAUGCAAUGACUUGCUUCAAGUUACCAGGUUCUCUUUGUAAGAGAAUCCAAUCAGUUCUAACUAGAUUUUGGUGGGAUGAUAAACCUGACAAGCAAAAAAUGAGUUGGGUAGCAUGGACAAAACUUACAAGACCAAAAAAUGCAGGUGGGCUCGGGUUUAGAGACAUGGAACGUUUCAAUGACGCCUUACUAGCCAAAAUAGCCUGGAGACUACUCAAGGAACCUAAUACACUGCUGGCUCGUGUCCUCUUAGGCAAAUACUGCCACUCUUACUCUUUUAUGGAGUGUUCUAUUCCGUCAAAUCCCUCUCAUGGCUGGAGAAGUAUCAUGGCUGGUCGUAAUGUGAUAAAACAAGGUGCAGGAUGGCUAAUAGGUAAUGGAGAAAGCGUUAAGAUCUGGCGAGACCCGUGGCUCUCUACUACCACUCCUCUCUGCCCCUAUGGCCCCAUAAGAGAGCACCAAGAGGGAGAAACGGUUUCCAGCCUUCUCGACCCAUCUACCAAUCAAUGGAACUGGAGUAAAAUCAGAGAAGAACUACCACAGUAUGUGGAUUGCAUCAAACAAAUCCCCCUGGCCCCGUCAAGGAGAGAGGACCAACUAGUUUGGCUACCUGUCAAAUCUGGGCAGUAUACCACAAGAUCUGGUUAUGGUAUAACUUCCACUUUUGAUAUCCCAGAUGCUGCUUUAAACUUCAACUGGCAAUCUCAUCUGUGGAAGCUUCACACCUCUCCAAAAGUUAAAAACUUUCUGUGGAAAGCUAUGUCUGAUGCGUUACCGGUGGGGGAACAACUAGCUCGACGAGGACUAAAUGCAGAGGUCACAUGUCGCAGUUGUGGAGAAACAGAAUCAGUCUCUCACCUUCUUCUACAUUGCAGGCGUGCAAAAGAGGUGUGGCUUAAGGCUCCCAUUCUCCAUCUGGAAAUAAGCUCCACAACAACUAUAGAAGACUUUCUCUCCUUAGCGAAGCAUAAGUGCAAUCUACCUCCGUCGGGGGUAUCAAAGGGGGAGUUGUAUCCAUGGAUUCGUUGGCAGCUAUCGCUUGCCCGCAACAGCUUAGUUUUUGAGGACAAAGAGAUCCCUGUUUCAGACAUUCUGAUAAGAGCGAUAAAAUCUGCGAGAGAAUGGCAAGAAGCCCAAAAUAUGUUGACGACCCCUCGGCUAACCACGGAUCAACCGGAACAACCAGUACAAACGUCUAGUUGCAAAGUGUUUGUGGAUGCUGCAUGGAAUUCCACGACCGGUAACGGAGGUUUUGGAUGGGCUGUAGUGAACGCAGAUUCUGCAUAUGAAGAACGCUUCUCCGAUCACAAAGAAAGCAUAGGCUCAGCUUUAAUAGCGGAAGCAUGGGCAGUUUUUUUGGCUUUGAAACAUUCUCUCCUCUUGAAUAAAACAGAGCUGCAACUCUUCUCGGACUGUCAAAGCCUUAUCAAUGAAGAUGGCUUCCACAUUGAGCUUUUUGGACUCUUACAAGAUAUCCGAGAACUUCGAAGUAGUUUUGAUGCUAUAUCUUUCACCUUUAUUCCUCGUCUUGCCAAUCAUGUGGCAGAUUCGUUAGCAAAAGAGGCUUUAGCCUCCUGUGACUUAUUGGGUUUAAACUCUAUUUCUAUUUAA